AUGCAAGGGAAUGAAAUUGAAAAAGAAAAAAAUAAUGAAAUAAUUAAUAAACAAACAUUAAAUAAUAAUGAAAAUAAUGAUGAAAAAAUGAAUAAAUUGGAGGAUAGACUUGAACAAGCUGGAAUUGUAAAACCUCCAGAUGGAGCUUUUGGGUGGGCUGUUGUUUUUGCUAGUUUUUGUACAAAUGGAAUUGUUGAUGGAAUUAUUUUUACCGUCAGUGCAAGUCUAGUACCCCGUUGGGAACGUUUUUUCAACAACAACACAGUAACUAAUGUAACUUCUCUUUUGGCUGGCUUUUAUUUACUUUCUGGCCCUUUAGCUUCUGCUUUGGCUAAUUCUUUUGGUUGUAACACUGUUGCCGUUGCUGGGGCUUUUAUUGCUGCAAUAGGCUUUCUUGUUAGUGCCUUAAUCCCUGCUUUGCCUGUUUUGUAUGUUGCUUUUGGAAUUAUUGGGGGAAUUGGUUUUGGACUUGUUUUUCUCCCCGCAAUUGUUAUUGUGGGGCAAUAUUUCUCAGAAAAAAGAGCUUUGGCAACGGGAAUUGCUGUUUGUGGUUCUGGUAUUGGAACUGCUAUUUUUGGGCAGAUUAAUCCAAUAAUUCUCGAUCAUUUUGACAAACUUGUUGGUGAAGAAGAUAGUUGGCGUAUUUUUUUACUUUUUCUUUCUGCAAUAACCCUAACUUGUGCAAUAUUUGGUUGCUUCUUUAAACCUUUAAAACCUUCAAAAUCGCAACUUGAACAAGUGGUUAAAAUUGCGAGUGAAUUUAUGGGAAAAGGUGGAAAUAAUGAGGAAAUAAUAUUGAGAGAGGAAAAUGAAGAAAAUAGUAAAAUUAUUAGAAGGCCUUCUGACACUACAAAAAUUACUCAAGGAGUGGAAAUUGAACGGUGA
Meloidogyne enterolobii is the source of this 885-nucleotide messenger RNA. The record is from the annotation of a GenBank genome assembly. NCBI's taxonomy places the organism in Eukaryota, Metazoa, Nematoda, Chromadorea, Rhabditida, Meloidogynidae.